AAAUUAAAUAUGAGUAAAUAUUUCUUGACAAUCAAAAAUAAAAUAUUUAAAAAUUGAAUAGAUAAAACAGCCGUAGAAUCUCAUAGUAUUAAUCCGGAAUGCUCAACUACGAAAGAAGCCAACAAGUUUUCCAUUCCCAUCUAAAUACAUCAAAAAGUAACUCCAACGUUAUUGGAUCAACGACCUGCUAGGGGGAAGCAGGCUGGGAGAGGACGGCUGCAUCCAACUCCAACCUUACCGCAUCGAACAGUCCACCUAAUGGGGUUUACGCGAUGAGAUGUAACCGGGAUGUUACUCUAUCCGCCUGACCCGUUUUUACUCCGAGCCAGUUAUCGUGGCUUCCACGAGGAGCUUCCCUCCCCCUCACAUUACGUGGCACCAUGAGCAUGGAGCCUUGCUUUAGGGGUCGCGUUUAAUGUGUACGUGUUCUUACUAUUGGUCACCGUAACCUCUAGUCUUGUGAACUAGAGUUUGGAGCGCCGUUCGGUUUCUUCUCGUUCGCUCUUUUUCACGUCGCCUACGAAGCUUGUGUCUGGGUCUCGGCCAUGGCGGGAGAUCACAGAGGUUUUCCCGUUCUCUGCCUCUUCUUUUUCUGGAUCUUGACUCUACCCUCGAUUUCGUUUGCUUACAGGCCAGGCGACAUCGUUCCGAUGAGCAAGGCAGGCCAGUACCACGGGUCAAGAACCGUCUGGCACGAUGUCAUUGGCCGCCACUGCCCUAUUUUUGCUGUCAAUCGGGAGGUGUUGAUUCCAAUACCAAAACCUGCUGAUUUCACUGGUGCCGAUCCUUACAAGAUAUCUUUUCAAGUUGGUCAUGAGAAAUUUUAUGUUCCAUGGCUUUUUGUUAUAAACCGAAAAAGCUCUGAAGUUCCAAUGAUUGAUUUCCAUUUGAGGUACUCUGGGAACGAUUUGCAUGGUGUCACGGCUAAAGUUGUAGAUAUGCCUCAUCAUUAUGUUGAGGUUCAUCAAGACAUUCGCAAGAACUUCUGGGAUCCAAAUCAUUGGCCAAAGCUUGUACUUGUCAGAUAUACACGGGAGGAGCAGUCAGAGAUAGAUGUCUCAGGGGGAUUUUAUGUAAUGUUUGGAUCAGGUCUCCUUCUUUCCUUCAUUCUUGCAAUUUAUGUCCUGCAAUCAUCUCAAGACAAGCUUGCAAGCAAAAGUAUAUAUCUGAAACUUCAAACCAUCUUUCCAGGUUUGUGAGGGAGACUGUUGCAGAAAGCAGUAUCCCUGGAGGAGUGGCAAAGGUUGAAUGAUCUUCUGUUUCUGAGAAAAACUGAGGAAAACUGUGGAGGUUGAUCAAUCUUUUCUGCAAAUCUCGAAUACUUUUUGAUUGUCGAAUGCCUGGAAUCACGUUGCAGAACUUAGAAGACAGGACAAUCAGAAUAGCAGCACAGGCAUUAUCAGACAACUCACUGAUCGCAUCAAUUAUAGUGACAUAUUCAAACACCCGCUUUGUACCAGACUAUUUUCUGAACAACAAUGUGAUGUUGUACCAUAGGUCAACACAAAUGUUGAGCUGCUAACAAAGUCUGAAGCAUGUGGAUUGCAGGGUCAAAAAAAAAUUCUGAUUUUCUUUUCAUCAACCAUUGAUAUUUUCUUUAAAUAAAAAUGCAGCCAAGAGAAGAACUAUGAGGUCAAAACAUA
Molecule: messenger RNA, 1643 nt
Organism: Elaeis guineensis (African oil palm)
Lineage: Eukaryota; Viridiplantae; Streptophyta; Magnoliopsida; Arecales; Arecaceae
Source: RefSeq, a predicted model, not a curated record